GGGGCUGAUGACAAACAACCACUCCCCCGAGGGUUGAGGUUACUGUAGGUCAACAGCAGCAUCGGCACUGUGUGUGUGUGUGUGUGUGUGUGUGUGUGUGUGUGUGUGUGUGUGUGUGUGUGUGUGUGUGUGUGUGUGUGCGUCCGCAUGUGUGUGCGCGUCUAAGGGAGCAAUCAGAAUCAUGACCCAGGCCUAAAAAACAUUUGGCUCUCAGAGACGGCAAAGAAUUUCACUUCGACGACAAAGGGGGAAUACCAGACCAGCACCGACCACUCUCCAGGCUUAGAGACACUGCUCACACCUCUGACCAGAGACAAGAGAGAAAGAAAAUAAGAGGGAGGGGAGCGGUGAGAGCCAAAAGAACAUAGAGGCCCAGGCCAUGGAUAUUUCAGUCAGCAUGGACACCGAGAAUGGGACAGACUGGGAGUGUCUGUCUGACUGGGAGGCUAUCCCUCAGCCACAAGACGAUGAGAUCCAGGCCGAGGCCCAGGCCCAGUGGGAGACCUGGGACUGGGAGUCAGAGAGGGUCCCAGCCGUAUUGAGUCCCACGUAUAAGCAACGCAAUGAGGACUUCAGAAAACUCUUCAAGCAGCUACCCGACUCAGAACGCCUCAUUGUGGACUACUCCUGUGCCCUGCAAAGAGAUAUCCCCUGCUGCAGGGGCGCUCUACGUCUCGAAAAAUUGAUCUGUUUCAUAGCAACAUCUUCCGCUGGGAAACGCUGGUAUGGACUUUGGUAUCUUACCAACAGGUUACUCUGUCCCUUACUGCCCCAAUCUUACGUUCUCUCUCUGGCUUCGACGGUGCGGUUGAAGGAUAUCUGCAGCAUGACCAAGGAGAAGACGGCCCGCCUCAUUCCCAACGCUAUCCAGCUGUGCACUGACAACGACAAG
This is a messenger RNA of Oncorhynchus masou masou (cherry salmon), 892 nucleotides long. RefSeq names its product protein Aster-B-like. Lineage: Eukaryota; Metazoa; Chordata; Actinopteri; Salmoniformes; Salmonidae. Gene Ontology annotation, molecular function: cholesterol binding; cholesterol transfer activity. The record is from RefSeq and is a predicted model, not a curated record. The transcript is spliced from 4 exons. The annotation marks the transcript as partial. Gene Ontology annotation, cellular component: endoplasmic reticulum-plasma membrane contact site; endoplasmic reticulum membrane; plasma membrane. Gene Ontology annotation, biological process: intracellular sterol transport.